AUGUCGCGAACAAAUCGUACGCUUGUCACUGCUAAGCAACAGCUUAGCAGACAUCUCAAUGACAUUCUUCGGUUGGUAGAGGACUGCAGCAAAUACAAAGAGGGCUGGCAGUUUCCCAAAGUUCGUAAAGAGCUAUACGUAUUUACUCGUACGCAACGCUCAGUUAUUCAAACCACUAUAGCAAAACUUGAGUCGAAAAUCGAUACCGUAAUGCAAAUCUAUGGAGACACAAUGGAAAACCUCUCCAGCUCAGAUUCGGACAACGCAAGGGUAGUGGAAACUAAGGAAGGUUUUGAUGCGUACUGGGUUGAAAAGGACGGCGAAAACACCUUAGAAGCGGCUCGUGAGAUGGUACAAAACUUAGAGAUGAGAAUGGUGGAACUAAGCGUACAAGAAAUGCAAUUAGCUUGUGCAGACGAAUUCGAAGAAAUCGAAAAGCAGCGCGCAAACGAAACCCAUGUCACACAGUUCGUAACUCCAAACACAUUUAUUUCGCAAUCUGAUAUACCUCAACCAAGAUCUAGCCAAAUCCCGGCGCACUGGUAUAGAAAAGAACUCAGAAUACCGGAGUUCUUCGGAAACCCCAUGGAAUUCGAACAGUUUUGGGAGAUUUUUGCGGAACUAGUAGACAAACAGCCUUAUUCUGACAUCGAAAAGCUAACAAUACUGCUCGAUAAAUGCAAGGGAGAGGCAGCAAGAGCGCUGAAAUACUUACCUCGUAAAGGUUCGUCAUACAAGAACGCCGUACUCCAACUCAAAGAACAAUUCCAAAACAACGAAUUGAACGUAAAACUUCUUCUGCAACAGUUGGAUAGUAUUCCAACGUCAUCGAAUGACGCAAUGCAACUACGCACAACUCUGAAUGAUUUAAUGGCAGUUAUCGUCCCAUUAUCACGCGCGGAAACACACAUAGACGCACGCGAAUACAAAAGUAAAGUACUGCAAAAGUUUCCGGAAGCAGUUCAAAGUACGCUUCUUUCGAAAGAAUAUGAUGAAGACAAGACCUGGACAAUGGAACAACUGUUAGAAGAAAUUCGCAAAGUUGUGAAGAAAUGCGAACUUACGCAAAUUCAUACAUGCACUAGCUCCGCAGUACCAACAAAAUCUACAGUAUUGCUUACGAAACCACGAAAAGUUGCGCAAUACAGAUGUGCAGCUUGCGAAGGUGCACACAAGCUUAAAUUCUGUAAUAGAUUCAGAACAGUCCAGGCUAGGCGUCAACGUAUCGUAGAAAUGGGUAAAUGUUUUAAGUGCUUUUCAACGCAACAUCUCAGCAGUCAAUGUAAAAAAUCGAACUGUCGUAACUGUGGAGAACCUCACAACAUAGCAAUAUGUAAUAACUUUGACAAUCAGAAAAAGGAUGUCAAUUAUCGAAACCAAAGCGUAAAACCUUAUCAAGCAGAUAGGAGAAACAGCUUUAACGCACGUAACAGGAGUAGAUCACACUCCUCGGAACGAAAUUUCAGGUUUCGUUCAAAGUCACGCUCCCGAUCGCCUCCUGCUUAUUCGAACAGACAUCGAUAUCGCAGUCGGACACGCUCGCCAACUCCUUACCGUUAUCGGAAAAAUUCACGAGAGUCAAUUUUGGCUCAUACCACUAAUAUAAUCACAGACGAAUCCGUAAGCAGUUCAGAAGAAGAAGACGAAGAACUCGUACAGAUCAACAAAAUUAGAACCAUCGCCAACAAUUGGACUGAUCCACGUCUAAUGAUUAUAAUGCUCCCCCUGAGAAAUAAUGAAACCCGAAAUAUCGAAAAAGUGUAUGCACUUUUAGAUACGGGAGCUACCAGAAGCUUCAUAUCGGAAAAUCUAGCGAAUCGACUCCAACUCGCAACGGUGAAAGAUGCAUCCUACGUCUUAUCAACUUUCGGAGGUAAUCGAGUAAGGAAAACCUCUAGAGAAGUACUCGCACAGGCAAUAGUAAGCAACAGCGAACACCUCUCGAUGCAUCUUUUAACGUCCGAGCCCAUCACAGAGCCAGUCACUCUAGCACGAUUAUCAAGCGAAGAUAUCAAAUAUGCCUCUGAGAAAAAUAUUGAAAGCGGCAUUCUGAAUGACAUGGAUAUCGAAACAUUACCGGAAGUACUUGUAGGUAUCGACUACUACAACGAAAUCUUAGAUAUCUCAGCAACACCCAUUCAAUUACCAUCCGGACUAUACGCAGUCCCAACUAUUUUCGGACACGCAAUCACGGGACUAGAUGGAAACACAAUUUCGGAAACAGUAAUGAGUUUCAACUCAUCAACAUCAUUUUACGAAGAAACAUCGCCUGAUUUUUCAGCAAUGUGGAACCUAGAAAACAUGGGAAUUACGGAUACUAUAUCGGAAACCGAAGAAAAUCAGAAAAUUCUAAAGGAAUUUUACGAUACCAUCGAAAUACGUAAUAAAGAAAUUUACGUAAAAUUUCCUUGGAAAUCAAACAAGAUGGAGUUAGACAAUAAUUACAAAAUUGCCUUCAGUAGAUUGAUGCAACUCUAUAAUUCACUGUCGUCUAAGAAAGAUUUAUGGGAAAAAUAUUGCAAAAUAAUAGAGGAACAGCUUCGCAAAAAAAUCGUAGAAGACGUUCCGUCAAAAUCUCAAUCGAAAGACUGCCCUUUAUACUAUAUACCGCAUCAAGCAGUGCUUAAACCAAGCAGCAAUACCACGAAAGUAAGAAUAGUUUUGGACGCAAGCGCCAAAAGAGUAGGACAACUCUCGUUGAAUGAUGUCCUAUACAAAGGGCCAACAUUAUUACCUACUUUACUCGGAAUACUGUUAAGAGCUCGUACAUACGAAUACAUCCUAAUAGGAGAUGUGGAGAAAGCGUUUCAUAUGAUACGCUUACAAGAGUCACAAAGAGACGCAACACGUUUUCUGUGGCUUAACGACCCACACAAGCCUCCAACACCAAAUAACAUUCGAAAACUACGCUUUACAAGAGUACCAUUCGGAACCAAAACAAGCCCUGCAUUAUUAGCAAUGUCCAUAAAAUAUAUGCUUGAUCGCAACAAGCAAACAGAAUUAUGUCAGCAAAUCGCACGCAAUCUUUAUGUUGACAAUAUGGUGUUAGGAGCUAACUCUGAUGAAGACGCAGUCGUAAAAUAUCAAAAGAGCAAGCAUAUUUUCGAAGAAAUGUCAAUGAAUCUUCGUCAGUUCGCAACAAAUAGUUCAUUUCUACGACACAAGAUUGCAGAAGAAGAUAAAGAACCAAACCAAAACGUAAAAAUACUCGGAAUUCUAUGGAACACAUCAAACGAUACCAUUCUAUUGAAAUCAGAGCUGAAAUUCCAGCAACAGCCUACUAAAAGAAAAGUUCUCCAAACAAUACAUUCGACAUUCGAUCCACUAGGAUUAUUAAUCCCAGUAUUGAUACCAGCUAGAAUUUUUCUGCAAACUUUAUGGGUCAAAAAAUAUGACUGGGAUCAACCGCUUUCGGAAAGUGAUGAAAACAGAUGGAAAACAAUAUGCCUGGAAGGCAGCAAAUUCGUAAAAUCCCUGAAGAGAUUUAUCGGCACGAAAAAGACAGAAUGUUUUGAAUUAUUUACGUUCGUAGAUGCAUCAACAAACGCAUAUGCGGCGUGCUCAUAUCUCCGCAGUAGUAAGGACAACAUAAUAGAAACGGAACUAAUUUGUGGAAAGUAUCGUCUAGCGCCAGUGAGUUAUCUUACAGGCAGAUCUUCAGCCACAAUACCGAAAUUAGAACUUCUUGCAAUUUUUAUUGGUUACCAGCUGACAGAUUACUUGCUCAACGAACUCGACAUCAAAAUAAGUAAAAUUCAUAUCUUCUCGGACAGCAAUAUUGCCCUCUCACAAGUACAUUUUGGAAAAAGCGCCGGAACAUUCGUAAACAACAGAGUACGCAAAAUCAGAGCUCGUCAUGCAUCUUGGACGCAAAAACACAUAGAAACAUGUUGUUACUAUAUCAAUACAGCGGAAAAUCCAGCCGACUGUGCUACGAGAGGCUUAAAAAUUUCGGAAUUCGGUGACCACCAAUGGUGGACAGGACCAAGUUUUCUUCGUGCAAAAGAAGAAGAAUGGUCAUCUGUCACAAAAUACGAAAUGAAAUGGAAUGAUUCUGAGGUAGUAAUGAGAAUUUUUCUGAAAAGCGUAAAUGAAAGAACUCCUAUAUUCCGCUAUGGAUUAUCGCAUUGGGAUAAAUUAAGAAGAUCAACAGCUGUAAUGUUGAAAUUUAUCAAGAAAAUCGCAAAAAAUCGUUAUCGUAAAACGGAGGACGAUGAUUCGAUGCAAUCGAACUGCAAAGAACUCUAUUACAUAUCGGAUCUAGUAGAACAUAGUGCGAAAGACCUUAUUUUGGCCGAAAACGUACUCAUAAGAGACCAUUAUCUUCAUAUGACAAAUGAACAAUUCCGAAAAUACGAAUACUUACACUUGUAUCUCGACAACAACAUUUAUAGAUGCAGCAGCAGAUUAGCAAAUUCACAUCUUGGAGAAGAAGCAACUAAUCCUAUACUUAUUUUGCCAUAUCACCAAAUCGCAAAAGCGCUUAUCGUACAUUAUCACAAGAAAAUAGGUCAUCAAGGAGUCAAUUCAACUCUGGCGGCGAUUCAUCGAAAAUACUGGAUACCGCAAGGUCGACAAGUAGUCAAAAAGGUUCUUCGCAAUUGUAUUACUUGCAAAAAAAUGCACGGGUUACCCUACAGGUACCCGGAACCUCCAGUUCUACCUUCAGAAAGAGUUCGACAAUCGCACCCCUUCGAAAACGUAGGUAUAGAUUAUGCUGGACCAUUCACAGUUAAAAUUCUCAAUAACGUACACGAAAAGAGAUGGAUUUGUCUAUUAACAUGUAUGACCACAAGAGCUAUUCACCUAGAAACAGUUGACGGACUUUCAGCUAUAGACUUUAUACAAGCCUUGAGAAGGUUUAUAGCUCGUAGAGGCACCCCACGAUACGUAAUAUCGGACAACGCUACGACCUUCAAGCUAGGGCAUGACGUCAUCGAACAAUUAUUGAAAGAAAAUAGGCUUUCAACUAAAAUAAAUCAUUUUCUUAGCACAAACGGAAUAUCCUGGAAAUUUAUCACACCUUUAUCACCAUGGAAGGGAGGUUUUUACGAAAGGUUGAUUGGAAAUGUAAAGACAUGUCUACGUAAGACUAUCAAACGUAAAUUUCUUUCGGACAACGAAUUCCGUACAGUUUGUGCAGAGUGCGAAGCUAUCGUAAAUGCAAGACCUUUGACGUAUGUCACAUCAGACUUCCACGAUUAUGAUCCCAUUCGACCAGUGGAUUUUCUGCAGCCUAAUGCUCAUAUCACCCUAUGGAACUUUGAACCUGACUACGACCCAAGCUUCAGACUGUUAUCAUCGAAAAACGAAGCAAUACAGUUGUUAGAAGAAACACGAAAACUACUCAAAAAAUUCUGGGAAGUCUGGUCGCAAACUUAUCUUGAUAGUCUUCGCAAUCUACGAAUGCAAGUAGCAAAACGAUCAGCAAAAAUAAGCCCGCAACAAGGAGAUGUAGUACUAUUAAUGGACGAAAAUAGUCCUCGAACAACAUGGAACAUGGGAAUCGUAACUAAAGUACACACCGGCGAGGAUCAAGUUAUCCGAUCAGCGGAUGUUCGUAACGCGAAAGGAAACAUCAUGCGCCGAUCGAUCAACAUGCUCAUUCCGCUAGAACUUUCAAGCGGUGAAUCAUAUUCCGAUGCAGUUGAAGCUCAAAGCACGCCAUCGGAAGAACACAUUCGAAGAGUACAACCACCGCGGAAAGCGAAGAAAAAAGUAACAUAUGCCGAAAAAGUGGACGUGAUAUCAAACAGCUUUACGAAAAUAAACACUAAUACAUCGCUUUUUCUUACAUUGUUAUUAUCGACAAUAAUCAGUUGUACUUCAGCAGACGUAACGGCAAAGGACAAUAACGUCUCUUGCGUAAAGGGAGGAAUUCUUUUAAGUAAUCUCACACCAGUUAAAAUGUCGGACGUCCCAGGUCCCUCGAAAUAUUCUGAAGUAGACAUGGAAGAAAAUGAGGAAGAAGACGGAAACACUCCCAACAACACUCCAAGCAUGGACGCUUUUGGAGAAGAGGUCGCAAACCCAAUUCAGGAUCUGAUCGAUAAGCUCAACGAAGAGCUCGAACAGCUUCGCAAAGACGCAAAAGAAAAGGAAAUGGCGGCGAAAAAAGCCAGGGAAAACAUCAACAGAAUAGAGCAGCAACUCAAAUCCUUACUUCACGAGCCGAGGACCCAACCAACGGAAAACCGAGUGCAGGAGCCCACGCCACAACCACAACAGAGGGCGGCAGCGCAAGAACAAGCGAUGGAAUCGCAAUCGAAGUUUCAACUUGUGGAAAAAGGCAAGUGCAAAUUUGCUUGUGGAUCCUCCACCCAUACGUACGCUACGGAUUGCGAUGUGUACGCAACCAUCAGCGACCGCAGGGAGAGGAUGAGGCAAAUGCACCUCUGCAUACGCUGUUUCCAACAGCACAUGUCAAAUGAAAGAUUAUGCGCAAUCGUACCUUGUUUUUAUUGUUCGACGGCAAACCGCGAGAUGAAGAAUCAUAUAAGCGCCUUGUGCCCCUUUGUUUUUCCUAAAUAUCGUCAUCAGGAAAAGAAGAAAAUGACAGUGCUGUUGAAACACAAAGCUUUAUUUUAA
Messenger RNA from Cylicocyclus nassatus, 6588 nucleotides. Lineage: Eukaryota; Metazoa; Nematoda; Chromadorea; Rhabditida; Strongylidae. The record is from the annotation of a GenBank genome assembly.